CAUUGUCGUAACGGGAGAGUUUGGCGGGCAGCGCAACGGCGAUUGGCCGGUCUUCCUUCCCGUAGUCAAUGGUCGCCGUAGCUGUUCGUUCGAGUAUUCGGUUCAAGUUUUCACAAGAAAACAGUACUACCCACGACUCCCAUCGUCCGGCGACUGCGUCGACGAAGCUCGAAAGGAGGAAGGAUUCUUAACAUUUACUCCAUAACAUCGAAUCAGAGAAGCUCCAUAAAAAAUGAGUUCAAACGCAUGUUAUAAAUGUAAUCGAAUGGGCCACUUUGCACGAGAAUGUACACAAGGUGGUGGAGGUGGUGGCAGAGGAGAUCGUGGCCGUGAUCGAGAAGGAGGAUUUGGACGUGGCCGUGAUAAAUGCUUCAAAUGUAACCAGUUUGGACAUUUUGCACGUGAAUGUAAAGAAGAUCAAGACCUAUGUUAUCGUUGCAAUGGAGUUGGACACAUUGCAAAAGAUUGCCAGCAAGGCCCUGAGAUGAGCUGUUACAACUGCAACAAAACUGGACACAUUGCCCGCAGUUGCCCUGAAGGUGUUAAUGAUUCUGCACGUUUUGCUAUGCAGAGCUGCUACAAUUGUAACAAGACAGGACACAUCGCUCGUAAUUGCACUGAGGCAGGAGGUAAAAUUUGCUACAUUUGUGGCAAGACGGGGCACAUAAGCCGCGAAUGCGAGGAGGAGAGGAAGUAGGAGAUAACCCAAAUCCGUGCCGCUCGCUUAAUGAUAAUGAUAAGCCGUUUACCAUCGUGCGCGCCACUACCGGGGAUUGUAGCUAGGUAGGGAUGUGCGGACGUUUCUCUCAGCGACGCGUGUUAUCGCAAAAGCGUGUUCGUCAUUACCGUUCGAAUUUUCAUCUCUCCAUGCCCAACUCCCGGAGCUCCUCCCUCUCCCAAAUCUCCUUCCCUGUGCCCACCGUUGUUCUCUUUCACAUGGAUUUUCUUAUAAUGUCUUUAAGUUUUUAUUGCUGUUACACUACACCACACAUCCGCGCGCGCACAAAGUACAUUCACACACGAACACAUCUGACAUUUACACGGAAACACACACUAUACGAUGUAAUAUUAUAAACAUUCGAUUGAAUUAGAGUAGCAACAUAAAUCCUCUGUCCCUUGACCUUCAAACUAUCUUGUACGUGAAUUAUUUCGUAAUGCAAGAUGUAUGGAUUUUGGAAGCAUUAAUGAAGUUCGCAAGGGCCGUCUCUUAAAGCUGUGUGACAUUGAUCAGUCCUACAGACUCUAUCUUAUCUUCCCUGGUAUAUUGAAAAGGAAAUUUUAUGAACUGACUGAAGGACUUUGUAAUGUUAGAAAGGGAUGCUAUGACCGUGGGAAUAAUGGCAAAUUGAAGUCAUAUUCCUUUCUUACAUCCACGCAUCUUGUAUUCGGUCCUCCCUCUCAAACUCUCUAGCUGAAUCACGUUAAAUUUCAAAAGUAAUGGGAAAGGAAAGGAAAUAUGUAAACGUGCUGGCCCCGAAUGCAUAAAAAUAAGGUUUAGUAACGCCAAUUUUUAACGUGUAAGGAUGUAACGAGGUUCGCAGAACGAUUAUUUUUUAAUAGUAUCUGCUUUCAUAAAAUUACAAUAUGAUUGUAAAACAUGCAAUGUUUAUAAAUUCAUAAAUAUACAAUAGUGCUGGACCAUCAUGUUUUAAAAUCUGCCGAGGCAGCAGAGCAAUGACUAUUUAUGUAAGAUUGUAAUUAAAAAUUGGUAUGGCCAUCUAAGAUUGCUACGCUUUUUAUGUGUAUGUAUAUGUACACAUGCAAAAUUCAUUAAAAGUUCAGGCAUUUUAUAUACAUUAUUUCGAAAAUAUUUAAAAAAAUCACCAUUGUUCGUAUUUCCAAAUGAUCAUUACGAUCUCGUAUAGCAAAAAGAUUACUGUAUUAACCUUAUAAUAUCCUUACAUGUGGUGAAGUACUUCGUUACUAGAUACAUGUGUGUGUAUAUAUAUAUGUGUGUGUCUCAAAAUGUAUAUACAUAUAUAGAUACAUAUGCGCAGGAGCUGUAUUUUGUACUGUAAAAAGCUAGUUAUACUCUGGUCGUUGCUGGUGACUAAUUCCGGUGGUUCUUGUUUUUUACAUCGCAGAAAAAAAAAUGAUAUUUUCAUGUAAAGUACUAUAUGAAUCUUUUUUUUGUAAGUCGCAAAGUGGAAAUUCGUGGAUACGCUUUACAUAAUAACCUUGAGUAUUUAAUAGAAAAGUAAAAAAAAAAAAAAUUGCAUAAUAUCAACUUGACUCAUACUCAAAAGUUAUGAAUUUCACACGAAAAAACUAAAAAAGAAAGAAACGAAGUUCUAGCUGAAAGUUGUUACUUUUAUGCGAGUACAAAACUAUAAAAGUUUUCCUUGAGAAUAAGGCAUAUAUGUAAGACUAUAAUAAAUGACGAUUCGUUUGGUGGUUAUACAAUGUCUAUAAAUAACGAGCAACGCUAUUGGGAUAUGAAUCAAUCGAACUACCUAGUUCAUUAAUUAAUUGUUCGUUCUAUUGAACAAAGAUACUCAAAUUUCAAUUAAUGAAAGGAACGCACGUGGAUCUGUAUUUACUCUAGGUAGAUUCAACAUGAACAUCCACGCAAAAUGCCAUUGAAUUAUCGAUGUUCUACGAUAUUUAAGUCAGUGUGUCGUUAAACGUCGUUUCGUUGAAUGACACGAGCUGCUGGUGUCAUAAUGCGUGAUUUGUACAUGGAGAAUCUGAUUUUACCAGCAGCGACAAUGUGUAUUAAUGUUCAGAAGCCAGGCGUGCCUGACUCAGUGGAACAGAAGCGCGCCUUGUGAGUUGUAUUACAUACGUAGUACAGGUGUCCUGCAAACAAUUUUAUACACUUAACUACUCGGGACUUAAACCGAUCUCAUGCAUGGAUUUCAGAAGUAGUGAGUACUCAGUGCGCCAGUGCGUCUGACGAGAUUUGGAGGAUCAAAAAAAAAUUAUAUUCUGCUAUUGGACUUGAGUAACCUUUGGUGCUCUCACUGAAUGUGCGUAAGGAAAAUUCAGGUUGAAAUAAGAAUUCGUCGUUAUCAAAACAUGUUUCGUUUCCUGUCGUGCGUUUUCUUUUUUCUUUUUUCUUUUUUUUUCUUUUUUUUUUUAAAUAUAUAUUGUAUGAGACGUAAGGAUUGGGUUUGUUAAGGAUUGAAUUUUUAGAAAACUAUGUUCUUGAACAUGUGAUUCAUAGGUCAUGAUCAUUGGUGGCACCAAAGGUUAAAGGAGCAUUUAAAAAAAAAGAGUGCGAUUAGGGCACCUGCGCUUUUGUCUCUGCUACAAGACUUACGUACGAAUAUUGUAAAGAAUACGACUGUUACAGUGUAUGAACUAAUUGGACCGGCGCACGCCCGGCCAUGGCACGACUUAUAUUAAACUAAUCUAUUAAUACUUAAAGGAAGAAGAUGAAGAGGAUGAAAAGGAAAAAAUAAGCUACAAAGUAAUAAAGGAUUAUGGAGUAUUUGAAGUUAUGUUUUUAAACUGAAUUUUUGAAAUAGAAUGUGUACGGAGAGGCAAGUGCAGAUCUUGUUUUUUCUGUUCCCUACACAAAUUCAUCUACCGAUUCACCUUAUAGCUAGCGUAUGCAUUAAAUAGCAACUGUAUGAUAGCCUAUGAUAUACUUCAUGUAUUAUUAUUAUUUAUGUUUCAGUUUGAAGGAAGGAUUAUUUACUACAAAUAAAAUUUAAAUGUCUAA
Vespula vulgaris is the source of this 3667-nucleotide messenger RNA. It is a transcript of the gene CNBP, whose product is annotated as CCHC-type zinc finger nucleic acid binding protein. The coding region runs from base 233 to 697 and encodes 154 amino acids. The transcript has 3 exons. Gene Ontology annotation, molecular function: nucleic acid binding; zinc ion binding. The record is from RefSeq and is a predicted model, not a curated record. Lineage: Eukaryota; Metazoa; Arthropoda; Insecta; Hymenoptera; Vespidae.